Molecule: messenger RNA, 2455 nt
Organism: Spea bombifrons (plains spadefoot toad)
Lineage: Eukaryota; Metazoa; Chordata; Amphibia; Anura; Pelobatidae
Exons: 2
Coding region: 59-2377 (772 amino acids)
Source: RefSeq, a predicted model, not a curated record
GCACUGCGGGGCAUGAUGGAAGUUGUAGUCCUCGUGUGCCGAGCGGUAGGGACUCGCCAUGACCAAGUGCAUCGUGAAGGGAUGUUCCAACACCACCGGCAAGAACAGCGGGGUCAAACUCCACGGCUUCCCCAACUCGCUGGCGCUGAUAAAGCUGUGGCUCGAGCAGAUCGGGGACAGCGUGGGAGACGUCGAUGCCCUCGCGCAGCGCAUUUUGGAUUCGAGGAAAAGGUGGAUUUUCCGGAUCUGCUCCGCACAUUUCUCGCCCCAGAACUACGUUUGGGACGGCAAGAAAUCGAUUUUGAGGGCAGACGCCGUCCCGACUAUUUUCCCGGGGAAAAAGAAAUCGGAAGCCGCGGCCACCACAUCAGGCAAUAAGACCGGCAGACGUCACCCCAAACUGCAGCCGGUCGCUCACGCUCAGACCGGUACCAACGCGAGCACCGGGAGAGGACAUUCCCGGCUAUCCUGCCAUUCGGGUCGCGCCACCAAAGAUGCCUACACGUCCACGCACAACAAGAUGGUUGAUGCCUCCACGUCCACGGAUCCUCAGUGUAACAAAGUGGACAAAGGGGUUCAGUGGCCAGAGUUCGAGUUUAACUUCAACGGUGAACCUUGGAAGGUGCAGCUGGACCACUUUUACCCCAGCUCUGGCGCCACGCACGUAAAAACCACAAAGAAGUGUAAAGCGCCUGCCCCAAACCCGGAGCCGCCUCCAGGGGCUGACAGUUCUGCGCUUUUGGAGCGGCACGAAGCACCUCGGCCGUGGCAGUCGUCUCAGACGCGCAAGACUCUUCCACCCAACAAGACCACGAGGUUUAACGCCAAGAGCCAGCCGUACGGCUCGAUGGCCACGGUCUCCGACGCCUCGGCGGAAAGAGAGAUUUCCGAAAGCGAUCUCGCCAGCGAAAGAAAGUUUAUCGUGUUCGAGUCCUGUCUGGAUGACCUGCUUUAUAAAGCCACUUGUCGCCAUGGCGACGGGUGCACGGCACGCAUUCGGAAACUGGAGAAACACGUCAACGGGACUUCCCUGUCAGUCACCGGCCACUGCCUCAGCGGUCAUCGCUCCCACUUGUGGCACAGUCAGCCGACCACGGGGGAUAUCGCCGCCGGGAACGUCCUGACGGCCGCCGCCGUGCUGUUUAGUGGCUCCAGCUUCCGGCAGCUGCAGGAGAUGAGCCACUUGUUGGGUCUUCAGCAGAUCAGUCUGUCCGCCUACCAAAAAUACCAGCAGGAGUACCUUUUCCCCACCGUGGAUCUGCACUGGCGGCAGGAGCGGCUGCGGCUUCGAGACGCCUUUAGAAACACGCAGCUGACGCUGGCCGGGGACAGGCGGCGCGAUAUUCCCGGCGACAGCUUGAAGUGCUGCGUUUAUACGUUCAUCGACGUGGCCACCAGCAGGAUCGUGGAUUUUCAGAUGGAGUGGGCCUCCCAAAGCACUUUGUCCGCCGACCUGGAGAAACGGACUUUCAAGAACGGUCUCGAUAGAUUGCUGCAAGACUUCGAGAUAAAGACCGUCGCCACAGACAGUCACCCGGGCAUCAGCAAAGUGAUGUCUCGCAGCUACCGCCACAUCAACCACGAGUUCGACAUCUGGCAGUAUGCCCGAGGAGUGAGGAGAAGACUGAGAGCCGCCAGUAGGAGGAAGUCCUGCCGUGAGCUUGGCCAGUGGGUCCCUGCCGUUAGUGACCACCUAUGGUGGUGCGCCAGCACCAGUCAGGGGAAAGAGGACAUGCUGCGGGAGCGCUGGCAGUCCACGCUUUUCCACGUCACAGACCAACAUGAGUGGGAAGGCGCGAGUCUGUAUCCUUCCUGUGCCCAUAAGCCGCUGAAGGCCGAGCAGCGCAGCGUCCGCCCGUGGCUGAGGCCGGGAUCUCCCAGUUUCAAUGCGUUGAGGGAGGUGGUGCUGGAUCCGCGGGUCACCAGAGAUUUGUCCCGGUUGUCACAGUUUUGCCACACCAGGGAAAUCGAGAUUUAUCACAGUUUUAUGCAAAAGUUUCUCUGCAAAAAGAAUCCUUUCACGGCGGACGCCACGGACGUCAGGGCAAAGCUGGCGGCCCUGGCCUACAACGCCAACGUGCACAAGCGGCGCACGCACAUCAAACACUCGCGGAGAAAGACGGGCGCCAGGCCGCGGAGGUGGGAGCUCGCGGGGUCCGGCAACACCCUAAUGAAGACCCUGAGCGAGCACGUGCCCCCCAUGAUGAUCGACGCUUUAAAGAUGUGUUCCAGCCGGCGUAGUCAGGGCUGGCGCUCUCACCCCGCGGCCGCCGAGCUCGGCACCGAAACCCAGCCGGUUAACGUGGUGACGUCGCCCCACGGGCACUCCGGGCUGCCGGGUGAGUGGGAAAUGCCCGGUGUGGGUUACGCCUGUUGAGUGUGGCCCAGAGACUCGUUGUUAUGGUUUAUGCUGGAAAUUGUGGAUUUCUAGAAAACAUUAAAUAUGCUUUUAUUA